Messenger RNA from Puccinia graminis f. sp. tritici CRL 75-36-700-3, 773 nucleotides. RefSeq lists its product as uncharacterized. The transcript is spliced from 3 exons. NCBI's taxonomy places the organism in Eukaryota, Fungi, Basidiomycota, Pucciniomycetes, Pucciniales, Pucciniaceae. Bases 48 to 659 code for a protein of 203 amino acids. Gene Ontology annotation, molecular function: RNA binding; structural constituent of ribosome. The record is from RefSeq and is a predicted model, not a curated record. Gene Ontology annotation, biological process: translation. Gene Ontology annotation, cellular component: ribosome; small ribosomal subunit; mitochondrion.
AAACGAUCGAUGACUGCAACAACGACGGACUUCUUAAGGAUCCCAACAUGUUUAUUCUUGGCGUCAACCUACCCGAGCACAAGCUUGUCAGGAUUGGGUUGACGAGGUUUGUAGGGAUUGGGCAUUACACGGCGAAUCUGAUCUGUGCCCGGCUGCAGAUCCACAAAGCAUUGACGGUCGGCGAGCUGAGCGAACACCAGAUCGGCCGUCUGUCCGCGCUACUAUCCUCCCCGCCGACGACCCCACCAACGAACCAUAAAGUGGCCGAGCUCGACGGGAUUCCCGCCCCAUCGACCCUCGACUUCGAUUCCGGCCCCUCUCCUCAGCCUAAACUCUUGUCCCUCGCCGACGAUCCGCUCCAACGCCUCCUCAUCGAAUCCGACCUCCGCCGGGAAGUCAGGGCUAAUAUCGCCCAUCAUCGCGCCAUCGGUUCCUAUAAAGGAAAACGCCAUGCUCUCGGCUUCCCUGUCAACGGUCAACGUACUCAUACAAACGCUAAGACUGCUCGCAAACUCAACAAGGUCGAACGUCGUGCCUAUUCUACUUCCCCCCUCCACCAAAACAGCUCCUCAACUCAAUCGCUCCUCAAUCAGAUCAUCUCAAUCGACUCACUCCAUGGAUUCUCAGCUCUACGGACCCAACCAAGCCCUUGUCCAUAACACAUAAACCCAUCCCACUCAUCCUCUUUCGAUCAUAAUUCAUCCCUUCUUUUAUAACAAACAAACACAGAGUCUGGAGGGUUGAAAAAAAAAGAAUGCAGGAGGUUUGUUCUU